This is a messenger RNA of Lentinula edodes (shiitake mushroom), 1167 nucleotides long. RefSeq names its product Thiolase, N-terminal domain-containing protein. Lineage: Eukaryota; Fungi; Basidiomycota; Agaricomycetes; Agaricales; Omphalotaceae. Bases 1 to 1167 code for a protein of 388 amino acids. Gene Ontology annotation, molecular function: acetyl-CoA C-acetyltransferase activity. The record is from RefSeq and is a predicted model, not a curated record. The transcript is spliced from 6 exons. Gene Ontology annotation, biological process: fatty acid beta-oxidation.
AUGGCCACUGAAGCUGUCAUCGUCGCUGCCUCCCGCACUCCUACCGGUUCCAUCAAUGGUGCUCUGAAGAGCUUCACCGCCCCUCAGCUCGGCUCUUUGGCUCUUAAACAUGCCUUUGCCUCAAAGAACAUUGACCCCACUAUUGUUGAGGAAAUCUACUUCGGAAACGUGGUGCAGGCCGGUGUCGGUCAAUCUCCUGCGCGUCAGGUUGCUCUCUCGGCUGGUAUGAGCAGCAGAUCGGAUGCUACCACUAUCAACAAGGUCUGCGCCAGCGGCAUGAAAUCUAUCAUGCUUGCUAGCCAGAGCAUCCAGCUCGGUCAGGCCAGCGUCGUUGCCGCUGGUGGCAUGGAGAGUAUGAGUAAUGCCCCCUUCCUCCUUCCCCGUCAAAAUCCUGUUUUCGGCAAAUUUACCGCCACGGACUCCCUCGAAUAUGAUGGUCUCUGGGAUACCUACAACAACCAGGCUAUGGGUUGCUGUGGUGAGUCUGCAGCCGAGAAGCACUCUAUCUCUCGUGAGGCCCAAGAUGCACAUGCAAUUGAGUCUUACAAGCGAGCGGAGCAGGCGUGGAAGAAUGGUGCAUUUGACGCAGAGAUUGUACCCAUUACCGUAAAGGGCAAAAAAGGAGACACAAUCGUGAGGGAGGACGAGGAGUACAAGCGGAUCAUUUACGAGAAGGUUCCUAGUUUACGUUCUGCGUUCAAACAGGGUGGCAGUAUCACCGCCGCCAACUCCUCGCCGUUGAAUGACGGUGCAUCCGCUCUGAUCCUCAUGUCUGCGGAGAAGGCAAAAGAACUUGGUCUCACACCAUUGGCCAAGGUCAUUUCCUAUGCGGACGCCGGUAUGGAUCCUAUCGAUUUCCCCAUUGCACCGACAGUCGCAUUGCCCAAGGCCCUGGAACGUGCAAAUCUGACAGUUGACGACAUUUCCCUCUUUGAGAUCAACGAAGCUUUCUCUGUUGUUAUUCGUAUCGCCGAGAAAGUCCUUAAAAUUGACCCUGCAAAGAUCAACAUUAACGGUGGUGCUGUUGCUCUCGGCCACGCUAUCGGAAGCUCUGGCUCGCGCAUUGUUGUGUCGUUAGUACAUGCCUUGAAGUCCGGACAGUAUGGUGCUGCCGGUGUUUGCAAUGGGGGUGGAGCCGCUUCCGCCAUAAUCAUUCAGAAACUGUAG